GGCAGUUCGGCACCACCACCCACCACGCACCAAGCGACGGCCGCAGGAGACGAUGGGAUAGGGCUAGGAGCCCGAUUUGCAAUGACAGUGGUGAUUGAGAGGGAGGAGUGGGAGCUGAACCCCCUCGCCUACGUUUUCCUUUUCGUCUCCUGCUUUGCGUCCAUCUUCCUCUGCCCAUACUUUUCGAAGGGCUCAGCGAAAGGUGCCGCGUCCGCAUAUCCUUUCGAUCUCGGCCCUUCUGCGCCAUUCCUGCGGUUCCAACGAAGCUUCUUGCUAAUCUACUCCAUAGCUUCAGUUUUAUUUGGAGCUUCCUCAUAUUUUCCAGUGAUUGAAGUACUUCAAACAAUAUCGGGGGAGUACGAAUACAUGCAGUAUGGGCUAGGUAGGGAGCAGAUGGCAUUGGUUCUUGCAGCUGGAGCUGCUGGUGGUCUGUUUCUUGGUACAUUCUCUGGAAUUCUUUUCGACAUGAUAGGACCACGGAAUGCUUGUAUGCUGUAUUGCGUACUUCAUCUUCUUGUGGGUCUUUUGAAGACUGUAAGAUGGCUUCGAAGCAUGUGGGUUGAAAGCAUAUGCCUGGCGCUAGCUUCUUCUGUUUUCCACUUCUGUUUUGAGACAUGGAUGGUAACGGAGCAUGAGAAGCAUGGUCACAAGCAAGAUCUUCUGAAUGACACCUUUUGGCUAAUGACAUUUUAUGAGUCUGCAUCCCUAGUUGGAAGCCAAGGAGUUGCAAACAUAUUGGUUAAGGAUCUUCACAAAAAAUUUUCUCGGCUCGGUGCUUUCGCUGCUUUAUUUGCAAUUAUAACAAUUCUUUAUAUUAGGAAAGCAUGGAAAGGAAACCAGGAUGUAUCAAUUAUUGGAAGUUAUAGAAAGUCAUUUUCUGCUCAUGUUCUUAGAGACAAGAAAAUAUGGAUCUUGGUAUGGGCUCAAGCAAGCAUUCAUUUCUCCGUCGUGGUAUUUUGGUUUCUCUGGGCACCAACUAUAGUGGCAGAUGGGAGGGAAGUUCAUCUAUCACGAAUAUACCCUUGUUUUAUUGGUUCAAGAAUGCUUGGGAGUACAGCCUUCCCAUUGUUUUCAGGAAUUGCAUCUUCGUUGCACACUGAGGAUAGCUUGACAGCAUCUUUUGUUAUUGCUGCUGCGGCUUUGUCGAUUGUCGUUUAUGAUUAUCAGGAAAUUGGCUUGUUGGUGAUUUUGUUCUGCAUCUUCCAUGCUUGUGUAGGCUUUAUCUUACCUUCUCUUGCAAAACUAAGGUCCAUGUACUUACCGAAUGAAUUGCGUGGAGGCAUGAUUACUUUGUCUCUAGCUCCCGCAAAUGCUGUCAUCUUGCUUGUUCUAAUUAAUCGUGCAUAUAAUCGAAGCAUUGAGAAUUCUACAAUCAUGGCACUUGCUGCUUGUGGGUUAUUAACAGCAGGCGCUUGUAUCCACAUCCUGAGACGGUGGAGAAAGCACCCUCGCCAAAACUGGCGCAACUUGUAAGGAUAACAAAAGAUUUGAGCCACCAAGCUGUGAAAUUGAGCUUUCAGAUUAUCUUUUUCUUCCGCUCGACAUCAAUUGCAUGCAUGAGAUUUUGACAUUGAGAGAUAUUUAGAACCUCAGGUGACAUGUAUUUUGAGAUUUACUCAACAUGGAAAAGGAAAACGAGGAAGUGCAGUUUUGGGUGAGAAGUUUUUAUAGGUAAUGCUACAUAUGUUGGUGUCCAUGUGGUGCAAAUGGCAGAUGAUGAUAGGAAUAUGGUAGCAUGUAUUGAUAUAGCAAUCUACUUUGUUGAUGUCACGGAGACAGUGCAUUUGAAAGAGCUGCUUUGCCAUAGAAGCUUCUCAGGAAGCUUGAGUUGGUGUAACCAAAAUUUUCAGGGACCUAUUUGGUAGAUUGAAUAGCCAUUCAUUUGCUGGCUGUUGAACCAGUAUAGCGUGCAAAUAAUAUAGGGAUGAAAAGUAUUUUUGGUUAAUUUUUUGUUGGUUAUCUCAGCUGUUUUGUGAGCGGAUGUUUUUUUUUUUUGCCCCCCUGAAAAUUGAUAUCUUCAAUUUAUGGGUUGCUGUAGUUAUUUGGGAUGCCUUCUUCCUCUAUAUUGGUCUAAUCAUAGUUUGUGCCGAAUCAGUAAAUUUUGGUUCUGUAUGAACCUCAUUUAGUUUCAGAAAGAUUUAGUAAGCAGAGAUAAAAAGGUUUUGCCUUCAUUCUUGGCAAUGGUGAGUAAUUCAAUAGUUAUUUAACUGUA
Molecule: messenger RNA, 2212 nt
Organism: Ananas comosus (pineapple)
Lineage: Eukaryota; Viridiplantae; Streptophyta; Magnoliopsida; Poales; Bromeliaceae
Product: molybdate-anion transporter
Exons: 9
Coding region: 82-1473 (463 amino acids)
Biological process (GO): molybdate ion transport
Cellular component (GO): membrane
Molecular function (GO): molybdate ion transmembrane transporter activity
Source: RefSeq, a predicted model, not a curated record